AUGGAGAAACCCAAUCAUACUUCAGUGACCCAGGUGACUGAGUUUAUUCUCUUGGGACUCAUCAACAAUCCAGACCUGCAGGCGCCACUCUUUGGAAUAUUUUUAAUCAUUUACUUGGUAACAGUGAUGGGUAAUCUGGGCAUGGUGAUUCUGACUCUUUUGGACUCUAAACUACAUACACCCAUGUACUUUUUCCUGAGACAUUUGUCAAUCACUGAUCUUGGUUACUCCACAGUUAUUGGCCCCAAAAUGAUGGUAAACUUCAUUGUGCAACAGAAUACCAUUUCCUACACAGGGUGUGCUUUGCAGUUGACAUUCUUUGAGAUUUUUAUCAUCACUGAACUGUUAAUCCUCUCAGCAAUGGCCUAUGAUCGCUACGUAGCCAUCUGCAGGCCUCUUCUCUACAUGAUCAUCAUGGUGGGUAAAGUGCGUUGGGGGCUGGUACUGGUUCCCUACCUGUACAGCACAUUUGUGUCUCUCUUUCUCACAAUUAAGUUAUUUACAUCGUCCUUCUGUGGCUCCAAUGUCAUCAGCUAUUUUUACUGUGAUUCUGUUCCGCUGAUAUCUCUGCUCUGUUCUGACACACAUGAAUUAGAGCUGAUCAUUUUGAUUUUCUCAGGCUGUAAUUUGAUCUCCUCCCUCUUAAUUGUUCUUGUAUCUUACAUGUUUAUUCUUGUGGCAAUUCUCAGAAUGAAUUCAAAGGGGGGGAGGUCCAAAGCCUUCUCCACGUGCAGCUCCCAUCUGACAGUAGUGGUCGUGUUCUAUGGAACAUUGUUGUUUAUUUACCUGCAACCCAAAUCCAGACAUGCUUUUGAUAUUGAUAAAGUAACCUCUGUGUUUUACACCCUAGUAAUUCCUAUGCUCAAUCCAUUGAUCUACAGCCUGAGAAACAAAGAAGUCAAAGAUGCUGUUAAGAGGGCUUUAACUCAUGGCUUUAAAAUCUCUACUUAA
This is a messenger RNA of Nannospalax galili (Upper Galilee mountains blind mole rat), 951 nucleotides long. Its product is annotated as olfactory receptor 8K1. Gene Ontology annotation, biological process: G protein-coupled receptor signaling pathway; sensory perception of smell. The transcript has a single exon. Gene Ontology annotation, cellular component: membrane. The record is from RefSeq and is a predicted model, not a curated record. Gene Ontology annotation, molecular function: olfactory receptor activity; odorant binding; G protein-coupled receptor activity. Lineage: Eukaryota; Metazoa; Chordata; Mammalia; Rodentia; Spalacidae. Bases 1 to 951 code for a protein of 316 amino acids.